AUGUCUUGUAAGCAUGUCGACGCAGCUGAGCUGCAUCCGCCAGGACCCAGCCAAGCUGUCUACCGCGAGGAUUGCACUCAAUGCUUUGACUCCAUAGAUGAUUCCACUGGCUUGGAUGUUUGCCUGUUCUGCUUCAACGGCGGCUGUACCGGUGAUAGGAAUCACUCCAAACUCCAUAAGAUGAUAAAAAACCAUCCUCUGGUUCUCAAUAUUCGAAGAACAAGACGCCAUGUGGUUCGAGAUGAACCGCCUCAUAAGAUGUCCAAAUUAGCCAUCGCUGCAGAAACCGAAGCCGAUCGAUACGAUUAUCAUACAAAGGUUCGCUGUUAUGAAUGCGCGGUUGACGAUAUCGAUAAAUCCUCCGGUAGACUAUCUGCGGUGGUGGAUGGUGUAAUGAAAGCAAAUACAUUUUCAAGACAGGAAGAAGUAAAGGCCUGGGAGCAAGAGUUUACAUCUUGCGAACAUAUUCUUACCUUGCAACAAGAAAGCGCACGCCAAAUACAGUCUCAAGAUUUAGGCCACUGUUCUCUUUGCGAUCUGAAAGAGAACCUGUGGCUCUGCCUGCAAUGCGGUAAUCUGGGAUGCGGACGAGCGCAAUUUGGUGGACUUAAGGGCCAUUCUCAUGGCCUGGAGCAUAAGAAUCAAACUAGUCAUGCUGUCGCGGUUAAACUGGGAUCAAUUACUUCCGAUGGUAGGGCAGAUGUGUACUGCUAUGCAUGCGAUGAGGAACGAAUUGAUGAAGAUCUUGGCAAACAUCUUGCUCAUUGGGGAAUUAUACUCGCCGAACGUGAGAAGACUGAAAAAAGUUUGAUGGAGAUGCAGGUCGAUGAAAACUUACGCUGGGAGUUUUCCAUGACUGACGAACAAGGGCACGAAUUGACGAAGUUUUUUGGGGGAGGAUUUACAGGGUUGAAAAAUUUAGGCAAUAGCUGCUACCUGGCAAGCGCUCUCCAGUGCCUUUUCGAUUUACCUCAAUUCCAAAAGCGUUACUUUUCACCGAAUACAGAUCUACCUAUCGUCGAAGAUCCGGCUCAAGACUUGGAGACGCAGUUGCGCAAGUUGGCAGACGGUCUAAUAUCUGGCAGAUAUUCAUUUCCAGAUCCCGCUACCAAUCAAUCAAAAUCAAGCGGUGUUGCAGAUCAGAAGGGGUUGGCACCUUCAAUGUUGAAAUAUUUAAUUGGCAGAGGUCAUUCCGAAUUCUCAACCAUGCGUCAGCAGGAUGCUUUUGAAUUUCUCCUCCAUGUCUUCAAACUGGUCACACGUUCUCAGCACACAGCUCCGCUUGAGGAUCCCACACGAGCCUUUCGCUUCGUCAUGGAGCAGCGCUUGCAAUGCUUAGGCUGUAAAAAGGUGCGAUAUCGCACGGACGAGCAAGAUAACAUAUCUAUCCCCGUGCCACUCAGAAAAGUAAAAGUAGCCGCUAGCACAGACGGCGAGCCGGUGGACGAAUAUGAAGCUGUUACCUUGAAGGAAUGUCUGGACAGUUUUACCUCUGAAGAGAUCGUGGAACUUACCUGUCCGGCAUGUGGUAGUAAGGAUGGAUUCUCCAAGCGAUCGCUCUUCCAAACAUUCCCAGAAGUUCUCGCUGUGAAUGCUAGAAGAUUUGUUCUCAUCAACUGGGUGCCUACAAAGGUCAACGUUCCGGUCGUCAUUGGAGACGAUAAGUUCCUCCUAGAUGAUUAUCAGUCACAUGGUUUGCAACUUUCAGAAUCGCUUCUUCCUGACGCCGAUGAGACAAGUCAACCUUCAUUCUCCGCGAAUGCCGAAGCUUUACAGCAGCUCCAGGCCAUGGGAUUCCCAAUGAACCGUUGCGAGAAAGCUCUGCAUGCUACUGGAAACAGUGACGCCAACACCGCAAUGGAGUGGCUCUUCGCACACAUGGAUGAUGCAGACAUUGAUACUCCAUUAAAUUUGAGCUCCGGCGAGGCUACAACUACUACAAUCGACCCUGAGAAAAUCGGAACCUUAGGCGCCAUGGGCUUUGGGCCUCCACAAGCACGAAAGGCAUUGAGAGAAACCAAUGGUGAUAUGGAACGGGCUGUAGAAUGGCUCUUCAGCCAUCCAGACGAUCAAGGCGAGUUCGAGGACGAGACGGCUGUCGUCAACAGCAAUGUCACGAGAGACGUUCCUCCAGGAAGUGCUGCGUUGCCUGCUGCAUUCCAGCUUCAAUCUAUCAUAUGCCAUAAAGGAUCUAGCAUACAUGCAGGGCACUACGUUGCAUUUAUUCGCAAAAAGAUCCCCGAAGAUAAAGCAACAUCGUGGGUACUGUACAACGACGAGAAAGUGGUAAAGGCGAACGAUGUCGAAGAGAUGAAGAAAUUCGCGUAUGUUUAUUUUUUCAAAAGAAUCGAUUGA
Messenger RNA from Sclerotinia sclerotiorum 1980 UF-70, 2355 nucleotides. RefSeq lists its product as hypothetical. The record is from RefSeq and is a predicted model, not a curated record. The transcript has 4 exons. Gene Ontology annotation, molecular function: cysteine-type deubiquitinase activity; zinc ion binding; protein binding. NCBI's taxonomy places the organism in Eukaryota, Fungi, Ascomycota, Leotiomycetes, Helotiales, Sclerotiniaceae. Bases 1 to 2355 code for a protein of 784 amino acids. Gene Ontology annotation, biological process: protein deubiquitination.